AUGUCACAGAAUUCGCUUAUCACUUUAGGAUAUCAGCGACGAUCAGAAUUAUUAAUAAAUGAUAAUGUUAGUUACGAUGAUAAUGGUUAUGGCGAUGAUGAUGAUAAUAAUAAGGAUGAUAAUGAUGGUAGUGUUGAUAAUGAUGGUGGUGAUGAUAAUGAUAAUGAUGGUGGUGGUGAUAAUGAUAUUGACGAUGAUAAUAAUGACUUGCAAUGGUGA
This is a messenger RNA of Brugia malayi, 219 nucleotides long. RefSeq lists its product as uncharacterized. The transcript has 2 exons. The record is from RefSeq and is a predicted model, not a curated record. The coding region runs from base 1 to 219 and encodes 72 amino acids. Lineage: Eukaryota; Metazoa; Nematoda; Chromadorea; Rhabditida; Onchocercidae.